UUAACAUUCAAAAGUUUAAAUCUCAUCAUUUAGAACAAAACAAGUUCAAAUAUAAUACAGCUGAUUAUGCUAAAACAAUAAAACGAUGUUGACAAAAGGUAAAAAACAAGAUAUUUUGAACAUUUUUACGAACUUCGACAAGAGACGAAGUACUAAAUGAGAGAUAACAACGACAAAAAAUAAGAUAAAAAAUUAACCAAUCCCUCUCUAAGCACCUCAUAGUUUUGCUCUGCUCCAAUACCUCAUAAAUCUGGUGAACAGAACAAUCAUUAACUUGCAGUGGUUCACCCUCUCUCUCUCUUUAUCUCUCUCUUAUCUCUCUCACUUAUCUCUCUAUCCUAUGAAUACGCAUUUUUCACAAGCAUAGUCAGAGAAAAGAGAAAAACCCAAAAACUCAAAACCAUGACUUCCAACAGAAGCAACAUCUUGAAUCAUUUCAUCUUCCAUCUUCUUCUUAUUCUUCUCCCUACACUACUCCAAGCUCUUAACACAGACGGUGUUACUUUACUCUCUUUCAAAUAUUCCAUCAUCGGUGAUCCUCUCUCUGUUCUACGCAACUGGAACUACGACGAUGAAACACCAUGUUCCUGGACAGGUGUCACCUGUACAGAGCUUGGUAAUCCAAACACUCAAGACAUGUUUAGAGUCACCAGCUUGGUUCUUCCAAACAAAGAGCUUCUGGGUUCUGUUUCUCCAAGCUUGUUUUUAAUCCCAAAUCUAAGUAUCUUAGAUCUCUCCAACAAUUUCUUCCAUGGGUCACUGCCGGAUUCAGUCUCCAACGCUUCUCAGCUUCGUCUUCUCUCCCUCGGAAACAACAACGUUUCCGGUGAACUGCCUCAUCGUAUCAGCAACGUGGCUAGUCUCCAGCUCUUGAAUCUUUCCGCGAACGCAUUCACCGGAAAAAUCCCUCCCAAUCUCUCACUUGUCAAGAACCUGACGGUUCUUGAUCUUUCCGCAAAUCUCCUAGACGGAUCCUUUCCUCCAGAUUUCGAAGGAACAAGUCUCCAUUACCUCAACUUAUCACACAACCAAAUAUCCGGCGGGAUUUCUCCAUCCUUCGCCGAGACAGUUUCAGCAAGCGCCAUUAUCGAUCUCUCCUUCAAUAACCUCACAGGAUCAAUCCCUAGUACACCACCAAUGCUUAACCAAAAGACCGAGUCUUUUUCCGGUAACCUAGCAUUGUGUGGUCUGCCAUUGAAGACCCUUUGUUCAAUCCCUUCUACUCUUUCAGACCCACAAAACAAUUCUGAGACUAGUUCACCGGCGAUAGCAGUCAUGCCCGGAACAUCACCUCCAACAAAGCCUUCACAAGAAUCACCAAACCAAACAACCAAGAGCAAACUAAAGCUAAGCACCGUCGUCGGAAUCACAGUCGCAGAUAUAGCUGGCUUAGCUAUCAUAGGCAUGUUUAUCCUCUACAUGUACCAGCUCAAGAAACGCAGAAGCUAUCAAGAGUACAGUACUUUCAAAGUCUUGAAAGAUUGUCUUGAAAAAAACGAUACUUUAUCCGUAAAGAAACCGAAACAGAGCCUAUUCAUCUCAGAGAACAUGAAAACAGGAUGGGGCUCGUGCGUAAUCGGACGGUACGACGAGACAUCGGAAGCUAAUAGCUCCGAGAGUGACAUAGAGAACCAGAUUCAAGACAAGAAGACCAUUGAGGCAUUUGAUCGAACAGAAGGUGCGCGAGUGAAACAGAGCAAUGAAACUCAGCUAGUGACCGUCGACGGAGAGACUCAUCUGGAGCUGGAAACUCUACUAAAGGCAUCGGCUUAUGUACUUGGAACAAGCGGAAGCGGGAUCGUGUAUAAAGCGGUGUUAGAGAGCGGCGAGGCUUUUGCGGUGCGGCGGAUCGGAGCGGAGAGUUGUACGGCAGCGAAAUUGAAGGAAUUCGAGCGGGAGGUUCAGGUAAUCGCUAAACUUCGGCACCCGAAUCUCGUUAGGGUUCGUGGAUUCGUUUGGGGGAAAGAAGAGAAGCUUCUAAUCUCCGACUAUGUUCCAAAUGGAAACCUGCAUUGCUCUUCCAUCUACGCAAAACCAGGUUCGUCUUCUGCAUCUUCACAAAACUCUUUCUCUUUUGAGGCACGGCUCAAGAUAGCAAGAGGGAUAGCUCGAGGAAUUGCUUACAUCCACAAGAAGAAGCACGUGCACGGCAACAUCAACCCCAAGAACAUUCUCUUGGACUCCGAGUUUGAUCCCAUUAUAACAGAUAUGGGCCUCCACCGCAUAAUAACUGGCCCAACGUCGAGCUCGCAGAACAAUCCACCAGAAUGGUCUACAAACCAGAAACCAAACCCCAAUUGGGACGUCUAUUCCUUUGGUGUCAUACUCCUAGAGCUUCUCACAGGCCGAGUUUUCUUGGUCGAUCAAGAUUUGGUUCGUGACUCCAAGGCUGAUGAGAAAAGUUGGUUCUUAAGGUUGGUCGAUGGGACAAUUAUGGCUGAUGUGGCUCACUGCGAGGAUGAGGCAUUCGCAUGCUUUAAGUUAGGUUAUGGUUGUGUAUCUUCCUUGCCUCAGAAGCGACCGUCCAUUAAGGAAGUGGUGCAAGUGCUAGAGAAAAUGUUUUAGGUGUUUAUCAAUUUAGACUAGUUUGUUAUUUUCCUUUUAUAGAAAUUAGAAAGCAUAAGUUAGUUUGUUGCAAUGCAAAAUGAUUACUUUGGUUUGGAUUUGUUGAUUACUAUUUUCUUCCGAUAAAAGUGUCCUGCUUCUGCUUGGUUGCUUACUGUUUAUUAUAAGAUUUUGUUCUAAC
Thlaspi arvense is the source of this 2746-nucleotide messenger RNA. The record is from the annotation of a GenBank genome assembly. Lineage: Eukaryota; Viridiplantae; Streptophyta; Magnoliopsida; Brassicales; Brassicaceae.